Molecule: messenger RNA, 1137 nt
Organism: Suillus subaureus
Lineage: Eukaryota; Fungi; Basidiomycota; Agaricomycetes; Boletales; Suillaceae
Exons: 1
Coding region: 138-959 (273 amino acids)
Source: RefSeq, a predicted model, not a curated record
CGUCCCUUGAUUUUAAACACACUUGCCUUUUUCGGCGAUCGUCUUUGAUCCCGCGUCCGUUUCCGUGCAAUUUCUGUUUUGUACUAGGUACCAUAGGGGAAUCCAGAACACUGGUAGCGUUACUACUGGGUCCACCCAUGGCCACCAGCAGACUCUGCCAGCGCACUUUCUCCGCCUUCAAGCCAUCCAACCGACUGUGGGUACCAGUAUCUUCGAGAUGGGGACUGAACCAAGUGACACAGCAGCUUGCUCUCACAUCUCGCUUUUCUCUCAUAACACAGAACCUCGAUGCCUUCUCCUCGCGUCCCGUCGCACGAGCCAACCUACUCCUCGGUGGUAUCCUCGAGGAAUCCAAACGUCCUGAUAUUAUCUUUCUCCAAGAAGUCACGUCCGAUGUCCGCACCUCUAUCCUGGGCAAUCCGAAAGUUCGCGAAGCCUUCCUGGUGACGGAUGCUGAGGACCAAACAUCGUUCGAGGGAGUACCCUUUGCGAAUAUGACGUUGCUGUCUAGCAAGCGCUUUGCCUUCGACUUGGAGUUGCAGAAGGAGGAGGAUGGGGUCGAGAGAGGGGAGAAGUUCAUGCUUGGUCCCGUUUCCCGCGUCAAACUCCCCAGCAAGUAUGGGAGGUGUGCGCUUUCCGUGGACAUCAUCCCCCCAUCCACCCCAACCACAACCUGUCGUCUCGUCAACGUUCAUCUCGAUUCUCUUGGGGACACGCUCCCUUACUGUACUGAGCAGAUGGAGAUCCUUGCCAACCUCCUGCGUGAGCCUGGAUGCGGUGGUGGACUGAUCGUGGGAGACUUCAACGCCAUCAGCCCUGAGGAUCAUGCUCUCCUCGACAAGAACGGACUGGUGGAUGCGUGGGUCGCGUUGCAUGGAAAGAAAGGGCUUGAUGGAGCUAUGUGGGGAGUGGGGGUAGAACGACAUUAUAUAGCACUUUUCUAUAUGGGUCGUGGUUAAGAAGGGGUCGUUUCAAGACAUUUCACAAAUAUAAUCCUCCACUGGAACUGUUCCACUGGAGGGUCAGAGUACCAGGGUAUCGACAACAAUGAUCUCCACUGGAACCAUUCCACUGGAGGGUCACAGAGUACCAGGGUGUCAACAACAAUGAUCUCCACUGGAACAGUUCCAUCGGAGG